Didymella exigua CBS 183.55 is the source of this 1333-nucleotide messenger RNA. RefSeq lists its product as uncharacterized. Bases 204 to 1226 code for a protein of 340 amino acids. The transcript has a single exon. NCBI's taxonomy places the organism in Eukaryota, Fungi, Ascomycota, Dothideomycetes, Pleosporales, Didymellaceae. The record is from RefSeq and is a predicted model, not a curated record.
CUUCGUGCUUACCGUGCUUGAUCCUUCUCGUGAUUUUCGUCCCCUAAUGCUUGCGACCACUUAGUGAAAGUCACCAUACGCUGUCAUUCCCCUCCCUUCCCUUCACCAACUCCCACAAGCCGUUCGCCCUUUCCAUAACACCUCGACCGCGCUUUCUCAACAUUCAGCCGAAUACUUAUCAUAUUCAACCGCACGAAAAGACGAUGUCAGUGCACGAUCCAUUCCCGGAUUUCGUUCCUGCACUUCCAACUCCCUCCACACCUGUCAUCACGAAUGAAAUUCUUCACCGCACCUUCAUCCCAACAGCAUCUGACGUGCCAAGGCACGAGGCUCCAUUCAAUACUCCAUCUAUCCAACACCAAACACGGCCGAAACUAACGACUAUGCUCAGAGCGUACGCCGGCCUAUCCAUCGCCGUUCUUACAUGCAUGCUCGGUCUCGCCACCGCCAUCGAGGAUUCUACCUGUCUUCCACAGCUCACUGAGCUCGGUAACGGGCUCAUUGGCCUUGUCUGUGCGGGUGGGAUCGUGAUGGGCGUCGUAAUUCUGGACCAUGUUUCUGAUGCAGUCGAUACGGGCAUCGAGGCCGCUUGGGGGGAAGUAUGGCGGCGGAUCAAGGAUUGCGUCGCAGGUGGAAGAGGGGAGCAUGAAGGAAAUGAGAUGGAGGAGGUGAUGAUGUUCAAUGAGGAGGGGAACACGGUCUUCCUGCAUGAGUCGCCCCCGGGGACGCCGAAGGAGGAGAUACAGGGAGUUGCGGAGCCCGUCACGCCUCGGGAUUCGUUUGAGCCUUGCGAGGAGGGGGGGAAUGGAACGCUGGGCCUGUUGGCUUUCACCUUACCCCCUCUACCGCAGACAAGGGCAAUGAACUCGCCGCCUUCGCCGCCGAGGCAGGAGUUUGCGUACACGUCUAGCUCCUCACAAUCGCCCUUCUAUCAUCCAGUUCCUCACCAGCGAGUAGGUCAUGGCAUACCAGGCUUCUUGCACUCCCAGACCUACGCAGACGAAAACCACACUUCCGGGCUUCUGGGUCCUUCACCAAUGCCACAGCGUCGCACCGACCCCGGGUGGCAGCACUUCACCGGCCGGGGGUUUGACAGACACCGUCAAAAGCUCGAGGCUGUGAGUGAGUGGUCGCAUCCGGGCACGCGGGCCCGAAAGUUUGACGACAUCUUGGAGGAGAUCGAGGAGAUGGCCGGUCAGGAGCCGAGGGAGAUAUUGGUGACAUAAUUGCAUCGUGGGAUUUGUAAAAGCAGAGACAGGAUCAAUGCAGAGGGCGAGGUUUGCUGGGAGCUGGACCGCCAGGUGUGAUCUUGAGAGGGGUGUCAGGAGUCCAA